Molecule: messenger RNA, 3489 nt
Organism: Acanthaster planci (crown-of-thorns starfish)
Lineage: Eukaryota; Metazoa; Echinodermata; Asteroidea; Valvatida; Acanthasteridae
Source: RefSeq, a predicted model, not a curated record
UACAUGUACUCGCCUGCACAUCAAGACUGAGAGCUGCUCGUAUACGUCAGCAUUGUUCCGGGGAGUGAGCGUGGUGUGUGGUGGGAAAGUUCAUCUACUUUGCGUCAGUACAACCAUGCAGUGUACCGCGAAGGAUAUAUAGCACAACUUCCGCGAAGGUGCCAACUCUAAUACCAUUACAUCGUAUUAACCGCCGAUGACAUUAACAACCAAACAUUUUAGUGUGAAAGCUGCUGUAAAGCGGGAGUUCUUGACGGAUCGCAGCGUUGGGCAGUGCAAUCGUUGACUAUUCUUUGUGUUUGGCUUUUCGUUGACUCAAAACUACUGGAGAGCGUUACCAUGAAUGCUUGUGUGUUAAAAACCUGGUGGAUCUUACUGUGUGCUCUUGCAGCGACUGCAUUGGCGUCACCCUACGGCCGAUUUAUGGAUAAUUAUAAAGACGACCAGGAUUCAAGACGACUAUUCCGAGAAGAUGCCUUUGUUUUAAACAAGCGAGAUAGGCCCACACCCAAUUCCGUUGCAAGGCUGGCCAAGAUGCACUCGACGGUUGGUAUCGGCAAGAGAGACGUCCAAGAUGCCUUCCUCAACGAGAUGUCGAAGCUGGGCGGCGAAGAGGUGCGAAACACAGCAUCGCCUGGCCAGUCCACAGAGGUCAAUGUCGUCAAUAUUGACAAGUUUGCCAACGGUGUGUCCCAGCUGUUCGAAGUGUUUCGAACCUGUCCUCACGCCCUCCAGUACGUAAUUAACAGCGACGGCACGUGGGAAACUAACAAACUUAAAGAUCUUCUAAACACGUGCCUAAACGUCGCUGCACUGGCAAGAAGAAUGACAAACCUGUCCUGAUUUGUUUGCGAGCCUCAGGAGAGAAGAAAUCACGAACGUGCGCCUAGAGUCGAAGACUAGUACACGUAUAGCUGACAGUCAUCGGGGUGGGCGUUUCCAGUUGUGAAAUGACCACGUCCUUCAAUUUUGUUUCUAACAAAUUCGUUUUCCACCACCUUCUUUCAACUAGCCAACCUGAAUUAACACAGGACACAAUGAAUGGGUUUCUGUAGAAAUUACGCUGAACUUGUUAGCCAGCCGCGUGGGUGUCACUAAAAUAUAUAAAUUGCACGACCAAGAUCGUAAAACCGGGUUACUGUUUGAAACUAUACAGUGAAAAAGACAUUAAAAUAAAAUUAUGACUUUUUCCACAACUCUCUUGUAACAAACCGAUAACAAAAUAUAAGUGCAGGAUGUCAGGGGUCUCUUUAGGUCAAGAUAUCAUUUAGGAUAUGUUACUCUAAACUUUUCCCAAACAUAUAUAUAUUCGAAAUAUAAAAAACCUCAAAUGAUGUUAACAAAUUAUUUGAACAAGACGUUAACAGAUAUAAAUGCACCUUCAUGAUCUUACUUCAGUUUCUUGCAUAAGAUUUUCAAAUUAGACCCGACUGACGUAGAGAUUAACCAUUUCCUCACAGACGCGACUGCCAAAAAACUCUGCAUUAGACACCGAAGACUUAAGCUUUGUUAAUUUUAGGGAAUAUAACCUAUGGUUCUUUGUAAAUAUCACAAGUUUAGAUGAUAGAAGUGAUAACAGUAAAUAAGCCAAAGCGGGAAAGUUGUAGAAGAAAAUGUUUAGGCAUUGCUGGGGGUACAUGACUAUCCCAAAAAAAUUCUUUUAUGAGAUUUACUCUUGUAAACAUAGCGCGCGCAAUAAACGCUAUCUGAAUGUUUCUAUAUAACAGUUAAUAGUUGUAGUUGUUUUUCCAAAAUGGCAAACACCACAAGGAAAGCCUAACAUGUCACUUUUCAUUUUUAUGUCCAAGAAGUCUGACUGUAGUCAUUAAAACUGACAUAGGCCUACGAGCAAUUUUCGUGUCACAACUUUGAUAAUAUUCCGGUACAAAUACAUGUGGAACUUGUUUUAGACGUACAUGAUUGUAUGGUAUCUCACAAGAGAGUACCACAGGUUCUUUUUGGAAAUUAAUAGUUUAAGAAUUUUGGGGGGUGUAACAAAGUCUCUUGUCACCUUUCUGACACCUUUAAGGCGUAGUUUAAUUUCAACUUAACAGGUUAUAUUUUACUCCAAGAGCUAAUAAGAUAAUUACGUUCAUUUAUGUAUUGAAUAAGUACAAAAAAGUACAGUUCUUUGGGAAUUUGGUUCAUUUUGUGUGUUUGGUGUUAUCGGCUCAUAAUACUUUUCCGUGACACAUUGGGUUUUUAUUGCAAGAUGGGCUCAUUAUUCCAAAUUUUUCGAGAAGUAUAUAGUUUUCUUAAGUUUAUUUAUGUACUGUCAUUUUGACUGUCAAAUGCAAAAAGAACAAUUUAGCAAAGUGGGUAUACAAAAGGAAUAGUUAUUGAUUAGGAGUCCUUGGACUGGCACAACUGAAAACUUGCAACUGAUAUUUAGGGUUGGAGAGUCCUAUUCAUUUUUUACUUUUGUUUCAGUUGGUAUCUCUCUUUUAUAGAUAUAAUUCAUAAAUUAUAAAAUUAAUUUAGAGAUCAUAUAAUUAAUAUCCUUUCAAGAACGGUACUUAAUAUAGAAAGUUAAUUAUUGUCUUGCUUUUUCUUGUGUUUACCUUGUCUUAUCUUAACUGACAUACCCUGUGAAUUGCUUUUCUUGAAGGAGGGAUGGAGGCUUUGCCCAUCCGUUUCUAAUGCCGAAGUGAAGUCUCUCACCACACCUGUAUUGUAUUGUUAAGCAGUAACUAAAAGGGGCUUGUAAAACUUCAUUGCUUCUGCAACAUGGCAUAGCCAGCCCCCUCAGGACUAUGCCGUGUAAAGUACAGAGACUAAGUCAUACGUAAAACUCAUUAAGUGUCAUUUAAUGUUUUCUUUCACUGAAAAGCAUAUAUAAGACAUAUCAAUCGGCAACUCCAUGAGAAAUCGUCUAUGCCUGGCAUAUACUAUGUUUUCGAGUUAGGUUUAUUGAUAAAGAUGAUAUAAUACUUGCACUUUCCUAAAUUACAAAUGAAUAUGAUUUGAUAUUUGAUUGCUUUAUUUGAAAGUCUCUCCAACCAAAAUUAGAUAUAUAUUUCACAAACUUUACUUCAUUCUAAGAUUUAUGGCUCAGCAUUGCCUUGAGGACUUGGGAUUUCUGAAUAUAGAUGAGAGUAACAUUGAUGGCCUUGAAUCUAUUGGUUUGGACGGAACGAUGGGCCGGGGCAAUUUCCCAGGGGGGAAUGAAAUUGAAAAAGUUCGAACACCUGUGACUUGUUUGUUUAUUUGCAAUUGUUAUAUAGUAUUUAUUCUGGUCAAUUGUCCAUGAGGUCGUGUUUACGAUUGACAGAAUUACAUGAUUUCUCGUUUCCUGGACUACAUAUAUGUAUGUGUCGUAUGAUUAUUAGCCUUCGUCGUCAUUGUCUCCUUUUUGAUCCCGCACUCGGAAAUUAUGUUUAAAGAAAUUCUUAAGGUGAUGUCAGAUUGACAGUGUUUGAGGUUUUGAAGUUAUGGUACUUGUGCAGUUUUUAAGAACUGUGCAUGGUUUCAGCACGGUAAAAAAAAAAA